CUCUUUUUGACAGACCCAAAUAUUCUUUCUUUUGGGUCCUGUUUUCAACGUCUAAGAUAAAUAAAUACUCAUAAUUAUUUUUUCAUUUUUUCCGAUUUUUCAACAAAAAAUCAAACAUCAAAUCGGGUCUCAGAAUUCAUUCAGGUGAAAUAUAUAUAAAUAUAUAAAAUAUAGUGUGGGGGUGGUGGAGAAUGCAAAGCCAAAUAGUAUGUAGUGGAUGUAGAAGUAUAUUGUUGUAUCCAAGAGGAGCUUCAAAUGUUUGUUGUGCACUAUGUAAUACCCUUACAUCUGUUCCCCCUCCAGGGAUGGAAAUGGCCCAGCUGAUCUGUGGAGGUUGCCGCACGUUACUGAUGUAUACACGCGGUGCUACAAGCGUUAGAUGCUCAUGCUGUCAUGUUGUAAAUCUUGCACCAGUUGCAAACCAGCUUGCUCAAGUCAGCUGUGCAAAUUGCCGGACGAUGCUGAUGUAUCCAUUUGGUGCCCCGUCUGUUAGAUGUGCAGUUUGUCACUACAUUACAAAUGUCAAUCAGACAAGUAAUGGACGGGUUCCUACCCCAGUACAACCUAAUGGGUCAAUGCCCUCUACUUCGACUGAAAAGCCUCAUUCGGAUACUCUAACUGUUGUCGUUGAAAACCCCAUGUCUGUUGAUGAGAGUGGGAAACUGGUAAGCAAUGUCGUUGUUGGUGUGACAACAGAGAAUAAACCAACCAAGUGAAAUGUUUGGAAUGAUUUGGUCUCUGAUAUAUCAUUUGAUGAAAUUAAAAUGGUGUGUUAGAAAUUGAAUUUGUAUACUAUUAGAAAAGGUAAGGGUCAUCAUAUCAUAUUAACAUUGUAAUUUAGAUUGUUCUGAAGAAAAAAAAGUGAUGGCUUGAUGUGUUGAUUUACGAGGGAGAUGAAUCAUAUAUUGAAUACAGUUCUACUAUAUAUUUGGGUAAACUAUUUGAAUUGCUUGUAAAUGUUAUGCGAAAUGGUUUUCUUUGUUUUA
Molecule: messenger RNA, 986 nt
Organism: Erigeron canadensis
Lineage: Eukaryota; Viridiplantae; Streptophyta; Magnoliopsida; Asterales; Asteraceae
Product: protein LSD1
Exons: 7
Coding region: 192-716 (174 amino acids)
Source: RefSeq, a predicted model, not a curated record